Messenger RNA from Boleophthalmus pectinirostris (great blue-spotted mudskipper), 5898 nucleotides. It is a transcript of the gene scn1laa, whose product is annotated as sodium channel, voltage-gated, type I-like, alpha. Gene Ontology annotation, biological process: membrane depolarization during action potential; neuronal action potential; sodium ion transmembrane transport. Gene Ontology annotation, cellular component: voltage-gated sodium channel complex; axon; plasma membrane. The record is from RefSeq and is a predicted model, not a curated record. Lineage: Eukaryota; Metazoa; Chordata; Actinopteri; Gobiiformes; Gobiidae. Bases 1 to 5898 code for a protein of 1965 amino acids. Gene Ontology annotation, molecular function: voltage-gated sodium channel activity. The transcript has 26 exons.
AUGGACCAGCUGCUUGUGCCACCAGGACCAGAUAGCUUCCGCCCAUUCACCCGGGAGUCCCUCAAAGCCAUCGAGAACCGGAUCGCCGAGGAGAGAGCCAAGAGGCCAAAGGGUGAGAAGAAGAAGGACGAUGAGGAGAACCGCCUUGAGCCCAACAGGGACCUGGAGGCGGGGAAACCUCUGCCUAUGCUCUAUGGAGACACCCCCAAGGGCAUGGUGUCCACUCCGCUGGAAGAUCUGGACCCGUACUACAGCAAUCAGAAAACCUUUAUGGUGUUAAACAAAGGAAAGGUAAUUUUUCGCUUCAAUGCCACUCCUGCCUUGUACCUGCUGAGCCCCUUUAACCCCCUCAGAAGAAUAUCGAUCUGGAUUUUAGUUCAUUCAUUGUUCAGCAUUGUAAUCAUGUGCACUAUCAUCACCAACUGUGCAUUUAUGACCCUGAAUAAGGUCCCGGAAUGGGCCAAAAAUGUAGAGUACACAUUUACUGCAAUCUACACUUUUGAAUCUCUGGUGAAGAUUCUGGCUCGAGGAUUCUGUAUAGGAAAGUUUACAUUCCUACGAGAUCCAUGGAACUGGCUGGACUUCUGUGUCAUUGUCAUGGCUUAUGUUACAGAGUUCGCAAAAUUAGGAAACUUCUCAGCACUUCGCACAUUCAGGGUGUUGAGAGCUUUCAAAGCAAUUUCAGUAAUUCCAGGACUAAAAACCAUUGUGGGUGCCUUGUUCCAGUCCGUAAAGAGACUGUCAGAUGUGAUGAUUCUCACUGUGUUCUGCCUCAGUGUCUUUGCGUUGAUUGGCUUACAGCUGUUCAGAGGAAACCUGAAGCAAAAGUGCAUCAUCACUCCGCCCAACGGAACCAUCGGCUCACCGGAGUGGGCCAACUACUCCAGCAACACAAGUAAUUAUUACUAUCUCCCUGAAAAAAAAGACCCUUUGCUGUGCGGAAAUGGCAGUGAUGCAGGGCACUGUCCGGAGGGGUACACCUGCCACCAGGUGGGCAACAAUCCAGACUACGGCUACACCAGCUUCGACAACUUUGGAUGGGCCUUCCUCGCCUUGUUCAGGCUCAUGACACAAGAUUGCUGGGAGAACCUUUAUCAGCAGACUUUGAGAGCUGCGGGGAAAACCUACAUGGUGUUCUUUGUGCUGGUGAUCUUCCUGGGCUCCUUCUACCUGAUUAACCUGAUUCUGGCUGUGGUGGCCAUGGCCUACGAGGAGCAGAGCCAGGCCACCAUAAACGAGGCCAUCGAGAAAGAGGAGAAGUUCCAGGCCAUGCUGGAGCAGAUGAAAAAGCAACAAGAAGAGAGUGAGGCAGCAGCAGCAGCCGCAGCCGAGAAUGGAGAGAGCGGUGAGAAGCUCAGUGUGAGAGAGAGCUCCUCAGACGCCUCCAAACUCAGCUCCAAAAGUGCCAAAGAACGACGCAACAGGAGGUGGAAAAGGAAAGAGGAGGAGGGCAAAGGGACGGACGAGAAGAUCCCCAAGUCUGAGUCCCAAAAUAGUCUGAGGAAAAUGUGCUGCCACUUCUCUGAAGGAGACAACCUGCUGACCUAUGAACGCAAGUGCUCCUCUGCUCACCAGUCCUUUCUGAGUUUUCGCGGACCGCUCUUCUCAUCGCGUCAUAACAGCAGAAAUAGCAUGUACAGCGUGCAGAGCCAUGUGCUGGACAAUGGCUCUGAGAACGAAUUCGCGGAUGAUGAGCACAGCAUUUUUGAGGACGCCCUGAGUAUGAGGGGCUCAGUGUUUCUCCCACAAAGACGAGAGCGUCAGAGCAGCAGUAUCAGCCAGUGCAGCUACUGUCCACAUAUCUUUCUCCCUCCCAACGACAUCAAACUCACCUCAAUGGGCUGCAACGGCCUAGUCACUCGUGUGGGUGGAGACUCCCUCCCACCCUCGCCUUUGGAUUUACUCAUGUCUUCAUUGACAGCGUACGACGCUCCCCCUGGUGGCAACCCUGACACAGCUGAUACAGAAGUGGGAGGAGAACAGUGUCCACACAUGGACCUCCUCAACGGGGUUCAGACCAGAGACCGGACCUGCAGUGUGGCCAGUGUCAUCACAAGCACAAUAGAAGAACUGGAGGAAUCGAGGCAGAAGUGUCCUCCCUGCUGGUCCCAUUUUGCACAGUCUUUUCUCAUCUGGGAGUGCUGCCCAAUUUGGCUAAAGAUCAAGAAGGUAGUUCAUCUGAUCGUCAUGGAUCCUUUCACAGACCUGGCCAUCACUGUCUGUAUCGUCCUCAACACCCUGUUUAUGGCCAUGGAGCACUACCCCAUGUCUAAAAGCUUCAACACUGUCCUGACUGUGGGCAAUUAUGUGUUCACGAGCAUCUUCACAGCUGAGAUGGUUCUCAAAAUUAUCGCACUAGACCCAUACUUUUAUUUUCAACAAGGAUGGAACAUUUUUGACGGGGUUAUUGUCACCUUGAGUUUGUUGGAGCUUGGACUUGGGAUAAGUAUCUUGAGAGCUUUCCGACUGUUGCGAGUUUUUAAACUGGCUAAAUCGUGGCCCACUCUCAACGCUCUCAUCAAAAUCAUUGCAAACUCAUUUGGAGCCUUGGGCAACCUGACUCUGGUGCUGGCCAUUAUCGUGUUUAUCUUUGCGGUGGUGGGGAUGCAGUUGUUUGGGAAGAGUUAUAAAGACUGUGUGUGUAAGAUCUCCAGUGACUGCACUCUGCCCCGAUGGCACAUGAACGACUUCUUCCACUCGUUCCUGAUCGUUUUCCGGGUUCUGUGUGGGGAGUGGAUAGAGACCAUGUGGGACUGCAUGGAGGUGGCGGGUCAGCACAUGUGCAUCAUCGUCUACAUGAUGGUGAUGGUCAUCGGGAAUCUCGUGGUCCUAAACCUGUUCCUGGCUCUGCUGCUGAGCUCCUUCAGUGCUGAUAACCUCGCCGCCACAGAGGAGGACACCGACAACAACCUCCAGAUUGCCAUCGCGCGCAUCCACAGCGCCGUCACCUAUGUGAAGUCUCUGCUCCACAGCCUGUGCACCUGUCAGGGCAACAAGAAGAAAAGAGAGGAGGAGAAGUCUCUAGAAGAUCUCCCCAAAGGUCUGGGGCCAAACGGAGUCCCCAACCACACCAUCAAAGACUUCUCCAAGAGUGGAAACGGGGAGGUGACAGGAGUGGACAAGGAGGGGGACAAGUACAUCGUGUGCAGCAGAAGUGACGACUCCAUCAUGUCCUUCAUAAAUAACCCCAGUCUGACUGUGAGCGUGCCCAUCGCCGCCGGAGAGUCCGACUUUGAGAACCAAAUCACAGAUGAGUUCACCAGCUCCUCCACGGACUUAGCAGGCUAUCAUAUGAAUGUGGAAGAUGAAGAUGGUGAAGUCAGUUCCUCUGAGGGGAGCACAGUGGACAAUGGUUCAGCUGGAGACAGAGGAGAGUCCAUUGACUUUGAACUGGAGGAGUUUAUGGAUCCAGACCCAUGCUUUAAUGAAUGUCUGGUUCAGAAGUUCAAGUGCUGCCAGGUGAAUGUGGAGUUGGGCUGGUGUAAGAUGUGGUGGACUCUGAGGAAAACCUGUUUCCGGAUCGUGGAGCACACCUGGUUUGAGAGCUUCAUCAUCCUGAUGAUCCUCCUCAGCAGCGGAGCUCUGGCUUUUGAGGAUGUCUACAUUGAGAAGAGGAAGACCAUUAAAACUAUUCUGGAGUUCACUGACAAGAUCUUCACAUACAUCUUUAUCCUGGAGAUGCUGCUCAAGUGGACUGCUUAUGGAUUUGUCAAGUACUUCACAAACGCCUGGUGCUGGCUGGACUUCCUCAUAGUGGAUGUGUCUCUGGUCAGUCUGGUGGCCAAUGCCAUGGGCUAUUCUGAGCUGGGUGCCAUUAAGUCUCUGAGGACUCUUCGAGCUCUGAGGCCCCUGAGGGCCCUGUCGCGCUUUGAGGGCAUGCGGGUGGUGGUCAAUGCUUUGCUGGGGGCCAUUCCUUCCAUCUUCAACGUGCUGCUGGUGUGUCUGAUCUUCUGGCUCAUCUUCAGCAUCAUGGGGGUGAACCUGUUGGCGGGGAAGUACUACUACUGCGUGAACCAGACCACAGACAAACCCUUCCUGUACACUGAGGUCAACAAUGAAACCGAAUGUCGCAGUAUGGGGAAUGCAUCACGCUGGAAACUUUCGAAAAUUAACUUUGACAACGUUGGAUUGGGAUACCUCGCACUGUUGCAAGUGGCAACGUUUAAGGGUUGGAUGCCCAUAAUGUACGCUGCAGUUGAUUCUCGGAAGCAAGGGGAACAGCCGAAGUAUGAGGAGAACCUGAAGAUGUACCUGUAUUUUGUUGUCUUCAUCAUUUGUGGGGCCUUCUUCACCCUCAACCUGUUCAUCGGUGUGAUCAUAGACAAUUUCAACCAACAGAAGAAAAAGUUUGGAGGUCAGGACAUUUUUAUGACUGAAGAACAGAAAAAAUAUUACAACGCUAUGAAAAAGCUGGGCUCAAAGAAACCACAAAAACCCAUUCCAAGGCCAUCGAACAAAUUCCAAGGAUACAUCUUUGACCUAACAACAAACCAAGCUUUCGAUAUUGCUGUCAUGGUUCUGAUCUGGCUCAAUAUGGUGGCCAUGAUGGUGGAGACAGCAGAACAAUCCAAGAAGAAGACCGAGGUUCUCCAAGUGAUCAAUGGCAUCUUCAUCUGUAUCUUCACCGGGGAGUGUCUGCUCAAGAUGAUCGCCCUGCGCCAGUACUACUUCACCAAUGGAUGGAAUGUUUUUGACUUCAUCGUGGUUAUCUUGUCCAUCAUUGGGAUGUUCCUGUCAGAGCUGAUUCAGAAAUACUUUGUGUCGCCCACGUUGUUCCGAGUGAUCCGUCUGGCUCGAAUUGGCCGGAUCCUGCGUCUCAUCAAGAGCGCCAAGGGAAUCCGCACGCUUCUCUUCGCCUUGAUGAUGUCGCUCCCUGCCUUGUUCAACAUUGGCCUCUUGCUCUUCCUGGUCAUGUUCAUCUACGCCAUCUUCGGCAUGUCCAACUUCGCAUACGUCAAAAAAGAAGGAGGGAUCGAUGACCUUUUUAACUUUGAGACAUUUGGCAACAGCAUGCUUUGCUUAUUCCAGAUCACCACAUCGGCUGGCUGGGACGGUUUACUAGACCCAAUACUCAAUAAAAACGAAGAGGACUGCGAUCCACUUGCAGAGAAUCCUGGAAGUCAGGUGAAAGGAAACUGUGGAAGUCCUUCAGUGGGAAUUGCCUUCUUUGUCAGCUACAUUAUCAUCUGCUUCCUGAUUGUGGUGAACAUGUACAUAGCCGUGAUCUUGGAGAACUUUGGCGUGGCUACGGAGGAGAGCGCUGAACCGCUGAACGAGGAUGACUUCGAGAUGUUUUAUGAAGUCUGGGAGAAGUUCGAUUCUAACGCAACACAGUUUAUGGAGUACAACAAACUGUCAGACUUUGCUGAUGCCUUGGCGUCCCCUUUGCGCAUCCCCAAACCCAACAAAUUAGAGCUGAUGGCGAUGGAUUUACCAAUGGUGAGCGGUGAGCGCAUCCACUGCUUAGACAUCCUCUUCGCGUUCACUAAAAGAGUGUUGGGAGAAGGGGGAGAGAUGGACAUGUUGAGAGGGCAAAUGGAAGAGCGUUUUAUGACUUCCAAUCCUUCCAAAGUGUCUUACGAGCCGAUUACAACAACUCUGAGACGCAAACUGGAAGAUUCCUCUGCUUCAGUUAUCCAGAGAGCCUACAGACACUACGUACAGAGACAGCUGGAGGACAUGCCAGAGAGAGACAAUGGACAAGACGAAACUGUCACGGAUCCCGACACUAAUCACACUACGGACAAAACAACGGUGAAUCCGGAGAAAAAUGGCAUUGCACCAACUUCCCCUUCUCUAACUUCUCCAACGUCUGGGAAUUGCGCAAACGUAGACGGGAAUAAAUACGAUAAAGACAAUAGCGAGAAGGAGGUGACGUCCAAAGAGGAUGACACUUAA